Molecule: messenger RNA, 2424 nt
Organism: Raphanus sativus (radish)
Lineage: Eukaryota; Viridiplantae; Streptophyta; Magnoliopsida; Brassicales; Brassicaceae
Product: lysine-specific demethylase JMJ29-like
Exons: 10
Coding region: 1-2424 (807 amino acids)
Biological process (GO): regulation of transcription by RNA polymerase II
Cellular component (GO): histone deacetylase complex; chromatin
Molecular function (GO): histone H3K9 demethylase activity; chromatin DNA binding; transcription coregulator activity
Source: RefSeq, a predicted model, not a curated record
AUGACGAAAGACCUCGAUUUCUGCCAUCAGUGUUCGGUUGGAGAUAAGGGAAAGCUUAUCCUUUGCAAAGAAUGUAAAAAGCUAAUGUAUUGUAAGCAAUGUAAAAGGAAAUGGUACCCACAUCUAUUUUAUGAGAAGGGUGUUAUUGAAAAAUGUCCUUUUUGCCUCAAAAUUUGUAACUGCAGGGAAUGCUUGAAAUUGAAGGAUUUAAUUGAGGUAUCAAAGUGGAAACCGGAUUCUGAAAGAUGCCAUCAUCUCAAGUACCUGAUUGCAUCGAUGCUUCCGUUUGUAAAUGAGAUAAUUGAAGCUCAGAAGCAUGAGAUUGAAGAGGAGGCAAAAAUUCAAGGAAUACAGUCUUUUGAAGUUAAGGCAACUCUGACAGAAGCCCCCGUUAAUCAACGCAUGUACUGUGAUCUCUGCCAAACUUCAAUUUUUGACUUGCACCGAUCCUGCUCCUUUGAAAAUUGCGAGUAUGAACUUUGUUUAAACUGCUGUCAAGAGAUCCGCAAAGAAAAGGAAUAUUUUCACGGUUCACAUGCAUCAGAAUCGAGAUCCACCUCCGCUCCGAAGGACAAAGAUAAUCCUAGCCAAUCUAUUAAGUGGCAUGCUGAUCAUAACGGAAUGAUCUUUUUGGAACCUGAUUGUGGUGAACAUGUUAUCACGGAGCUCACACAAAUCUUACCGCUGACAUUUAUGUUAGACUUGAAACAUAAAGCAGAUACUAUCAUGAGGCCAUACCAGAAAAUUCCUAGAUUGUUGAACUGUAGCUGUCUUGGUUUGGAAACUGAUAAGAAGAGAAAAACAGCUUCGAGGAAGGAAACAAGUGACAACUACUUGUUCUCUCCUGAAUCUUGCGAUGUCUUAAAAGAAGAAGGGCUUCUGCAUUUUCAAGAGCAUUGGGCAAAAGGUGAACCAGUAAUCGUGAGGAACACUCUCAAGAACACACCUGGUUUAAGUUGGGAGCCGGAAGUUAUGCUGCGAGCUAUAAGGGAGUACAUGCAAUCAUCAGAAGUUGAAACGAUUGAUUGUUUAUCUAAUUUUCCAGAAAAAAUUGACAUAGAUUCCUUCUUUGAUGGUUACAAGAAAGGAAAAAGAGAUAGAAGCUCAUGGCCUAAGAUGUUGAAGCUAAAAGACUGGCCUCCUAAUGAUAGUUUUGAGAAUGCUUUGCCUCGUCACUACACUGAAUUCAUAUCCGCAUUACCUUUCCAAGAAUAUAGCAAUCCAGUAACUGGAAUUCUUAACAUUGCAACAAAGCUUCCUGAUAAACUUCUCAAACCAGAUAUGGGUCCCAAAAGUUACAUUGCCUAUGGGUUCCCAGAUGAGCUUGGUAGAGGCGAUUCUGUGACUAAGCUUCACUUGGAUAUGGCAGAUGCUGUUAAUAUACUGACACAUACUGUAAGUGAAGAAAAAAAGGGCAGUAAUGGGAGGAAGAGGAAGAAGAGGAAAAAGAACCAAGAAGAGGAAGAAGAACCAAACGUGGAAAGCGAACAGAAUCAUCAAGAAAUGGGAGGUGCUCUUUGGGACAUAUUUAGGAAUGAAGAUGUUUCUAAGUUAGAACAGUAUAUUAAAAAGCAUUGCAGCGAAUUUAGAGAUGCAUCUGGUCAACCAGUUAUGGAGGUUUAUAACCCGAUACAUGACCAAUCAUUCUAUUUAACUGUAGAGCAUAAAAAAAAACUCAAGAAUGAAUUUGGGAUUAAGCCAUGGACAUUUGUGCAAAAUCUAGGAGAAGCGGUGUUUAUUCCUGCGGGUUGUCCUCAUCAAGUUCGGAAUCUAAAGUCGUGCACCAAAAUUGCAGUUGACUUUGUGUCACCAGAGAACAUCCGUAAGUGUCUGUCUCUGACCAAAGAGUUUCGCCGACUUCCGGUGGGCCACUCAUCCAGAGUUGACAAAGUUGAGAUAAAGAAGAUGCUCAUCUACGCACUUUCGGAAGUAUUGAAUGAACUAGAAACAAUACGAGGAGAGACUAUUACGGGAGAGCAGACACAGAAAUCGUUGACUAAAACAAAUAUGGAAUUGGGAUUUCCCUCGAGAUUAUACUCACUUGGUUGCGAGCCGGAGUGUGAAAAAAGCCUCAACUACCAUAGCAAGAUUGCAUUACUAGGAGAAGUGGAAAAGGCUGUUGGAGAAGUAGUGUGGAGCCGCAUUUGUAAUUCGCCUUUGGGGGUAAUUGCACGGUUUGCUAAAAAUGAUUUCAACUGGUCGUCUAAGAUUGUCAAAAUGCUGCUUGGGAAGCAACUUGUCUGCAACAAAAAAUACGAGAUUUGGUGCUUGUUCGGGAGUACAACAGCUCGUUUUUCUCUAUCAGAGUUCGAAAACAUAACAGGUCUAAACUGUGCACCUUUACCAGAUAAGAAUGAUAAGGAAAUAGAUGUGGGGGAAGGUGUGCAUAAAAACUUGUGGAAAGAGAUGAGAGUCAGAGUAUAA